UCAGGCAGGCAGCAGCUCCACCAAGAUGGAUUUACACAGCAUCAUCGAGCAGCUGGAGACCGGAGAGCAGGACGCUGCACUGGCUGCUCUGCAGGGCUACAACCAGGAGAUGAGCCAGUGCUUCACGUUCAACAGUCAGGAGGAGCAGGACAGGAAGGUGGGUCAACUCUCUCGCCUGGGGGAGCUGGUGAUCAACUUCCUGAAUAAAGACUUGCAGCCGUCGUGUUUGCUCGCCUGUCUAGAGACUGUCCGUAUCCUCACCAGAGACCAGCAAUGCUUGGAUCCGUUCGUCAGCCGUCGGGCCUUGUCCACUCUCGCCUCCUACGCCGGUAUUUCUGUGGCCGGUGCUCAAACAGCUCCUCACAGUCAGCCGCUGGAGGGCCGAGUUGAAGAGGACAGAGGAGAGACUGAGGAGGCAGCGGAGGGAUCGAGCGAGGUGGUGAAGGAACUGUCGCCUCCGUCUGAAAACCCCGACCAGGAAGUGAUUGUGGAGGCUCUGAAGUCCAUCAGUAACAUCCUGCUUCACAGUGAGACGGGACAGGUGGUGGCAGCAGAUCUCCAGCUGAUUGAAGGCGUGGCGAAGAGGCUGAAGCAAUGUCACAGUUCCACUUGGAACCACGAGGUACGCUUCUUCGACCUCCGGGUGACCUUCCUGCUGACGGCGCUGAGGGUGGACGUCAGGGAGCAGCUGGCUCGGGAGCUUCACGGCGUCAGUCUGCUAGGGAACCAGCUGGACGCCACUCUGGGUCUGUGCUGGCCUGGCACACUGGAGACAGCCAGGGCACAGUUUGAAGACGUCCCCCCCGAGGACCUGCCCCCCCUGAGCCGGCAGCAGAUCGAACUCGCCAUGGAGACCCUGAAGAUCCUCUUCAACGUCACGUUCGACACCAACAAACGCAAAGUGGACGAGGAAGACGCAGCAGACUACAGACACUUGGUGGCCAUACUGCGACACUGUCUGAUGAGCCGAGCAGGCGGAGAAGAAGAAACCUCAGAUUUCCACAGCCACACGGUCAAUCUGCUGGGGAACCUGCCUCUGCCCUGCCUGGACGUCCUGCUGGUCCCCAAAGUCCAGCAGGGGUCCAUCGAGUACAUGGGGGUCAACAUGGACGCCGUCAGCAUGCUGCUGGACUUCAUGGAGAGGAGAAUCGACCGGGGACUGAAGCUGAAGGAGACUCUGCUCCCGUCCAUGAACCUGCUGACUGAGAGCGCCCGCAUCCACAGGGAGACCAGGAAGUUCCUCAGGUCAAAGGUUCUGCCUCCUCUGCGUGACGUGAAGACCAGGCCCGAGGUGGGCGACGCCCUGAGGAACAAGCUGGUCCGCCUGAUGACGCACAUCGACACCGACGUCAAGGACUGUGCCGCCGAGUUCCUCUUCGUCCUCUGCAAGGAGAGUGUGUCCAGGUUCAUUAAGUACACUGGAUAUGGGAACGCUGCCGGGCUGCUGGCCGCCCGGGGGCUGCUGAGGGGGGGCCGCGACUCCGGGAUCUACUCCGAGGACGAGGACUCGGAGACAGAGGAAUAUCGAGAGGCUAAGGCUCACAUCAACCCGGUCACAGGCGUGGUGGAGGAGGAGCAGCCGGACCCCAUGGAGGGAAUGACGGAGGAGCAGAAGGAGUACGAGGCCAUGAGGCUGGUCAGCAUGUUCGACAAACUGUCCAGGACCAAUGUGAUCCAGCCCAUGCAGCUCGGGAUGGACGGGAAGAUGAGGGAGAUGACUCCUGAGGAUCUACACAAACUUACCCACAAUCCCUUGUUCCAGUCGGAAGAGCCCGCCCGCUCAGACAGCGAGGAGGAAGCAUGA
Salarias fasciatus (jewelled blenny) is the source of this 1804-nucleotide messenger RNA. RefSeq names its product RIC8 guanine nucleotide exchange factor A (gene ric8a). The record is from RefSeq and is a predicted model, not a curated record. Gene Ontology annotation, cellular component: plasma membrane; cytoplasm. Gene Ontology annotation, biological process: G protein-coupled receptor signaling pathway. Bases 26 to 1804 code for a protein of 592 amino acids. The transcript is spliced from 14 exons. NCBI's taxonomy places the organism in Eukaryota, Metazoa, Chordata, Actinopteri, Blenniiformes, Blenniidae. Gene Ontology annotation, molecular function: guanyl-nucleotide exchange factor activity; G-protein alpha-subunit binding.